Molecule: messenger RNA, 1228 nt
Organism: Ctenocephalides felis (cat flea)
Lineage: Eukaryota; Metazoa; Arthropoda; Insecta; Siphonaptera; Pulicidae
Product: mRNA export factor-like
Exons: 7
Coding region: 59-1126 (355 amino acids)
Biological process (GO): transcription-dependent tethering of RNA polymerase II gene DNA at nuclear periphery; RNA export from nucleus
Cellular component (GO): nuclear pore
Molecular function (GO): ubiquitin binding; RNA binding
Source: RefSeq, a predicted model, not a curated record
AUAAUAUUUAAGGUUAUUUUUAAAAAACAAUUGUUAAUUAAAUAAAUAAUUGUGCAAAAUGUUUGGAUCUAAUUUUGGAGCUACACCGACUCCGUCGUCUGCAAAUCCUAUGAAAGAUUUUGAAGUAACUUCUCCACCUGAUGAUUCAGUGUCAGCUUUAGCGUUUAGUCCAGGAACACUUCCCCAAAAUUUCUUGAUCGCUGGAAGUUGGGAUUGCAAUGUAAGAUGCUGGGAAGUAGAACAAACUGGGAAAACAAAUCCAAAAUCGAUGCAAACAGUGGGAGGUCCUGUGCUGGAUGUUUGUUGGAGCGAUGAUGGGACAAAGGUUUUUAUUGCUUCUUGCGACAAACAAGUCAAAUGUUGGGAUUUAGGUUCAAACCAAAUGAUUCAAGUUGCAGCUCACGAUGCUCCGGUUAAAACCUGUCAUUGGAUAAAAGGCACCACUUACACUUGUCUAAUGACUGGUUCUUGGGAUAAAACCCUUAAGUUUUGGGACACCCGCUCACCUAAUCCUAUGAUGUCAAUCAAUUUGCCUGAGCGUUGUUACUGUGCUGAUGUAGAUUACCCAAUGGCAGUUGUUGGGACUGCCAGCCGGGGUCUAAUUGUAUAUACUUUAGAAAAUACACCAACUGAAUAUAAAAGGCUUGAUAGUCCUUUGAAAUACCAACAUCGGACUGUUGCUAUUUUUAGAGAUAAAAAGAAAGUACCAACAGGUUAUGCACUGGGCAGUGUGGAAGGUCGUGUAGCCAUUCAAUAUGUCAAUCCCGUAAAUCCAAAAGACAAUUUUACAUUUAAAUGCCACCGAUCCAAUGGAACACCUAAUGGAUUUCAGGAUAUAUAUGCUGUGAAUGAUAUAGCAUUCCAUCCCAUUCAUGGAACCUUAGCGACAGUUGGUUCAGAUGGCUCAUUCAGUUUUUGGGAUAAAGACGCAAGAACUAAACUAAAACCAUCUGAAGCUAUGGAGCAACCUAUCACAAAAUGUGCUUUUAACCACAAUGGACAAAUUUUUGCUUAUUCUGUGAGCUAUGAUUGGUCUAAGGGUCACGAAUUUUACAAUCCUACUAAGAAGAAUUAUAUAUUUUUAAGACCUUGUUUUGAUGAGUUAAAACCAAGAACAUCAACUUGAUUUGAUUUUUUUCUGUAUGUAAAUUUUUUUUAGAUUAUUAAAUAUUAGUAAUUUAAUUUUUAUAUUACAUUCAAACACAUUGCAUCAAAAUAUUAAAAUAAA